AUGUUUUUCAUUUGGAUUUUUUUAAUUAUUAUUUCAAAUGUUAUUUGUGAAGAUUUUUAUUCAUUUACAGUUAAAGAUUGGCAAGGAAAUGAUGUUUCAUUAGAACAAUAUCGUGGAAAGGUUUCAUUAGUUGUCAAUGUAGCUAGUGAAUGUUCAUUUACUGAUUCACAUUUUGAAGCACUUGUUGGUAUUCAACAAAAAAUUAAUAACGGUGAUCGAAAUAUUUUUCAAGUGCUUGCUUUUCCUAGUAAUCAAUUUGGCUAUCAAGAACCAAAAGAUGAUGCACAAAUUCAAUCAUGGGCUCAAUAUAUGUUUGAUAUUAAUUUUCCUAUUUUUGCUAAAGGUGCUGUUAUACAACAACACGAGAACGACGACGAAUUACCAGAUGUUUGGAGAUUUUUAAGUGAAAAAACUGAACCACCAUCUUGGAAUUUUUGGAAAUAUUUAAUUGAUCCAAAUGGUAAAGUUAUUAAAGCAUAUGGAUCAGACAUAAAUAUUCGGCAUAUUUAUCCUGAUAUACAAAAAUUACUUGUUAAACAUAAAUUAAUUAAUCAAUCAGAUUUAUAA
Messenger RNA from Rotaria sp. Silwood1, 567 nucleotides. The record is from the annotation of a GenBank genome assembly. NCBI's taxonomy places the organism in Eukaryota, Metazoa, Rotifera, Eurotatoria, Philodinida, Philodinidae.